Molecule: messenger RNA, 621 nt
Organism: Sporothrix brasiliensis 5110
Lineage: Eukaryota; Fungi; Ascomycota; Sordariomycetes; Ophiostomatales; Ophiostomataceae
Exons: 1
Coding region: 1-621 (206 amino acids)
Source: RefSeq, a predicted model, not a curated record
AUGGCGGCGACGUCUUCCUCCCCCAGCCGUCUAUUUCCCCCCGUCGUAAAUGCAUACUCGAACUGGGGACGAAUAAAGACCUUCGACCAUUGCGGUGCCAGUCGGGGCGAGUGCUUGUAUGUCGUCGAGUCGCACACCUACUUCAGCGGUAGAAAGCCGCUGUGUGCCAGACAAGGCCUCCUCCUGCACAGCGGAACGAGCAGAAAGGACGCCGUCCUCGCCGCAGCGGGCAACGAAACGCCGGGCCGCUCCCUCAACCCGGACACCAUUGUCCUGUUACCGUGCCCCGACCCCAGCGCGGAGGCAUCCACAAUGGCCAUUGAGAAAAUGCGCCUCGCUACCACGGCCGGCUCGUUGCGUUUCACUAUCGAAGAGGGCGAGGAGAUGCAGCGCGAGGAAUUCGAGUGGCGGAAGGUCCGCAAGGGCGAAGACAACGCGGUUGCGUCCGGUGGAUUCAGACUCGUGCGGCUCACGUCCCGCUGCCCGACGGCCCAAGCGCGCAGUGGCAGCAUGGUGGGUAGCAGCACGCAGCUUUCUGCGUUGUCACCCGCGGCAGGUGGCUACGAGACGGUCGCCCUCCUUGCAUGGACGAUGAAAUGGACAGGCUCCACCCAGGCCUAG